Opisthorchis viverrini is the source of this 3640-nucleotide messenger RNA. RefSeq lists its product as hypothetical. The transcript has 14 exons. Bases 1 to 3237 code for a protein of 1078 amino acids. Lineage: Eukaryota; Metazoa; Platyhelminthes; Trematoda; Opisthorchiida; Opisthorchiidae. Gene Ontology annotation, biological process: cilium organization. The record is from RefSeq and is a predicted model, not a curated record. Gene Ontology annotation, molecular function: protein binding.
AUGUCAUCCGAAGGAAGCAUGGGGGCUGGGAUACCCCGAGGUUGCCCAAGCCUAAACAACACAACUUCAGAUGCAGUGGUCGAGUUCAAACCACAGAUGGCAAACAACAAGCAAGGGAAACGGUCUCAAAGACUAAACGAAAUAGAUGGGAAUCAUCCAUCUUCUGCUACGGAUGGAAAAUCAAAGCCAAAAAGACGUGAGGCCACGCUGAAAAAAUUUACAUCCUUUGAUGGAGCUAUCCCAACCCAAAAAAGGAUGAUCAAGUCGGCCACAACAUCCAACAUUGCAUCGGCAAGUUCUACUGCACGUGUGAAGCAGCCACAAUGUGGGUCUCAGCAACCAACUGAACUACAGCUUGAAUUAAGAGGAACACAAACAAAGCUUUUAUCCCAUUCACAGUGUCGCUUAAUCUCCCCCACGUUCGCGCACCACAUUUCAGAAUCGAUGCUUGGCUCAGCGGAGAACAUUCAGAAGGGAAAUGGUGGGGCUGUUGUGAAGGGUAAUCCACGUUCUUUGUCCACGUCAACAAAGCGAGAAGAAAGUGCGAACUUCAGGCGAAUCCCUACACCAACACAUGCGCGCUCUGGAUCCAGAACUGGAACUCCUCAUAAGUUAUUGGAUCGCGCUGAAUUUGGUUCUGAGACAGAAUCUCACCUAGAUAUGCAAGUGACAUACCAUCAAGAGCGAAGUUCAUCUCGUUGGUCACUGUCCACCUCGAUAAACAAUCCACAAUCCAGGCCGAAUAGUCCAGUGGACGCUUUUCUCCAAGAUCCUCUGAGGUCAUCCAACAACGUCCAGUCCGCUAAAAUAAUAAAACCAACACCAGAUUCGGAGAUUAUGGUGCAUCCACAAAAGCCGUUGUCGGGCGGAUGCUCGGGUCGGAAAGCAGUUACAACUGACGCUAUGUUGUACAGCUCUCCAAGCGGUGAUUCGGGUCUGUCAUCCGGGAGCGAACUCGAUCAUCUUAUCGCCCGACUCACGGAAUUCCCCCAGCUUCUUUCUAAUGCCUCCCAAAAUCCAAAGGACCCACUUGAGAUAAAAGGAAGGGAAAUGGUCCACGACUAUUCAACUGAAACGGUUUGCCAGAGAGUAACUGACGUGGAACAAAACACUCGAACGGAGGAAGAAGCUAUUCAAAUAGCAAAUCGUCUAUAUACCACACUUUGUGAGAGCGGAAUUCACGAGAGACCGAAUUGGUCAGGGAGACCGAUGAUAUUACACACGGUCUUCGCACUGUUGGACAAACGUUCUGCAAAGCUUCACAUUGCUCUCAUCAAGAUUAUCUUUCUGCUUGGCGUGGGUGGUUCCAACCUGGUCAACUUGUGUAAACUGUUGUACGGGAUAGCUAAAGACUCUGCAAAUGACGCACUGUUUAUGGAGCAUCCGAAUACGCUUGAUGCUUUGAUCAAUACAUUGCAUAUUGGAGAAGAUUUGGACUCUGAAGUGGCAGACGAUCACCCACAGACAACGCUAGAUGCUCUACUCUUCUUAACUGGGACAUUGAAAUUUUUGUCUACCAGUCCAGUGGUAUCUGACAGACUAAACUCCCAUCCAGGCUUCAUUCCUGGACUUCAAGACGUGCACCAGCAAGUCGAAAAGCGACUGCAAAUCCUUGACCGCGAGCGUAGUUGUGACAAGAAAAGGAAUGAACCAUUCAGUCAGCUAGGAGAACGCUUGUAUCACGUACUAGUUCAGAUUUCUGAAAUAUUCUGUAAUCUGUCCAGCAAAUCCGGUGCACGUUGUAAACUCUACUGUCCUAAUGGAGUGAUGGAUCACGUGAUAGACUGCAUCAUCUAUCGAAAUACUUUGGACCCUGCCAAUCAGCACUGGACUUCAACGCACGAGACAGCCUCCUAUUUGGUCUACUUCAAUUGGAUAAGGCUAUUGGCUCGCUUGACUGAGUAUACUGACGCAUGCCACAAACUCGAUAGGGAAGUUUCUUGUCAGGCUUCACACGAAUCCUUGGCACUAGAAGACAGUCUGGAAUUCAACGGUAUGACCUCAACGAAACUCCACUCUUUGGUUAGCAAGACGAACGACAGAAUCAGGGCGUUCUGUUUGGCCCUCAAAAAUAUGUUCAACUGGUUCCCAGAUAAUGAGGAGUUCGUUGUUCGUCUGGCCUACCUACUGGGUAACCUUACGGCACGUUUGGAAAGUGCACGUGAGGCACUGUUCCCGGACAAUGAGAGCCUGAAGAACUUUUGUAACCUGUGUUAUCGGUACGCAAAAUCGCUUGACUUGAAUCAGCCAACAGUUCCCAUCAGAACAAAUUCCAUCAGUACAAAAAUGAAUGCUUGGAUCGAGUCAAAAGCUCCGAAUCAGCGACACACGAACGUACAAGCUGGCACAGACGACAAAAACUCGGAUGUUUUGGAUAAGCUUGUGCGGAUACUGGCCAACGCUGCGAUUGGCGAUGCGGUUGGGAGGCUGGCAGUUACCGGUUCGGAUUGUUUGAAUCUUUUUCUGACUGUUAUUGUGAACGAAUUCUCUCGUGGUCCAACGGAAUCGCUUCUCAAUUGUUUGGCAGGGCUGAACAAUAUCACUUACUACAUCAAUGCAGAUAGUGAACCCGAACUGGUUGCAAGGCAGUUCGAUAUCGCAGAAGUGUUACUGCGCGCACUCGCGAGCCCCGACACACAUCCAGAAGUUGUGUUAGGCUGUAUCCGCAUCCUCGGCAACUUGACCCGACAACGAAACCUACGACUUUGGCUCGUAGAGUCUGGUGGUUCAGUGCUGCUUAAGUCUAAAAAUGAAACACACACCAGAGAAACGGGUGCCCGUGAUGCUAUUUUGCAGCUUCUCAUUGAAAAUUUGGAUUCAGCGCAACCUGAACUGGUAUACAGUACUUUGGGUGUGUUGAUUAAUAUGAUGGCCGAUAUAGAUCAGCGGUCCAGUUUCCGACAACUUGGCGGACUAGCAAGGCUGGUUGCUGCCCUUCGGGACUUUGCGGGUCAUGACUGGCAACUAGCGGGCUUGGCUUGCAAAACGCUGUGGAACUAUACGGAAUCCCCAACCCAACCUAUUUCUGAAUUGAUUGACGUUGGGACGAUGCAGGAACUCUACCACCUCCUAACGGAGUUCACUGAUGAAAUUGUGGUUUCCCGUAUUCAUCAGAGUUUUCUACUCGACGAUCCUACAGCCGAACCGGACAGUGUCGAAAUUUGGCACGCAGCUUGGUCAAGCGAAUUUCUACCGGUCGCAAAUGAGUUAGCUGACCGGCUAAUCCAGCAGUGCUAAUAGCCACUCAAAACUCGAACUACGAGCGUGAUGCCCAAACAUCCAAACAGACAUCACCUGUAUUUUAGAGCAUUCUUCAUCCAGAUCCAGUCGUACUCAUAACAUCAGACCUUGUGAUAGUAGAUGCAUGCAAUUUCCGAAACUUCAGACCACUUACUGCCUCUUUAUCACCCAGAUAACUAUUUGUUAUUCAUCAGUUUGUUUGCAAUUGGACUCGCCUGCAGCCUUCAGAAUAAUUGCAGUUUCAUUCCUAUGCCUCUCAUCAGCCUUGAAAAGUGGAAGUUAUCAAAACCUUCAGUCACCUAGGACCGCCAUUUUCACUCACCCAAACUCCCGCGGAUGCAAAUGGUAUGUGCACCCAGACGUGUCAAUUGUAUGCUACAAUGAAUCAGCCAAAUCCGCA